ACAGGAUAGACGUGACCGUCGGUGGUUACAUCGAUCAUCAUUGACUAACGUCGAAUCAAAGGAUUUCUACUAUAUCAUAAUACGAAAAUGAAGAAACUAUCCUCCUGCGGAUUCCUUUUCUUAUCUUACUUGCAAAUAAGAUGACAAACAGUCAUCAAACUUAGAAACUAAAAGUUUACAGUAUAAAAUGUCAUAUGUAAGCACUGAACCAAAACCGAAUAUCAAAAUUUGUAUAAAUAACAUUUGAGUAUAAGAAAGAAAAUACUUUUAUAAUCGAUACGACUAUAUGAAGGAAAGAAUUAUAUUCUGCGCAAAGCCAUCUGUCUUCUUACAAGUUAAAUUGCAAAUGUUGCACAUCUUCGGAAAGAUUUCCUGUACGCAUGUUAUAAAUCUUGCGGACUAGUACAGUCCUUAUUCUUCACAAUUAUCUUUACGCUAUCUUUCAUUGUUUUUAAUUGAGUUGUCUUUACUUUUUACUUGAUUGAUUCAUUCAAAUAUGAUAAAUGCACUUUAGGAAAAACUCGAUGAAUGACUGACGUCAUCUUCAAGAUGUCCUACUUUUACAUAGUUUUUGUGAUAUCAACUUCGUAUAAUUUGUAUUCUCAAACGGUAUUUAAUAUUUCUAUAAAGAAACGCUCGUUAUGAAACUAAAUCUGAAUAUUCCAAUGAAAUAUGUUUCUUCAUAAAUAUCAAGCCUAUUAAUAAAUUAGCGACGACAGGUGCGGCGUUUCUCGUAACGAAUCAUUCCUUUAAUUUGGAUGAUCGAUCUCUUUGGAGGUGGGCGUUUGAUAUUCAUCUCGUACUCUUACUCGCGUCAUUAUACCUUGACUAUACAAACGCUAUCAAGAAUUCCAGGUGUCUCUCGUGCCAGACGUCGAUCGUGUCGAGCAAAUUCGUUUCGAGGUAACGAGGCACAAAGAUCGCGCGAGUCGAUGACGAUGGGAAGCUACGAGGUGUUCCCUCACAAUUUUGCUAUAUUUAUAUUAGAAGCACACGAGUUUUUAAGUCGCGAUUAAAGUUUCAAUUCGCGCGUUUCAAAUUUUCUGCGACAAGUGUCAAAGUGAUAUAAGUGAUUGUUUCUACAAAUUUUGUAUUUUCUCAACCAUACGCGCACCGGGUACACAAAGAAGUCGGUUUCGUCAUCGCUCGAAUUCACUGAAUCCCUGAUAAACGAUGUUAAGGUUGUUGACAUCUGUUUUGUUCCUGUCCUUCGUGCAAUGUAUUCUUCCUCCCGCCAUACUAGAGACUGUAUACCAAUUUUUCACCGAAAUCCCAACCGUGGACAAUGACUUUGUCACCGAUGAAAUAUCUAUGUCCAAGGAAUACGAUUUCAUCGUAAUUGGAGCUGGUUCUGCCGGAUCAGUAGUGACAAAUCGUCUGACAGAAAAUUCUAAUUGGAAUGUACUGUUGCUAGAGGAGGGCAAGGACGAAAUCUUUGUUACAGAUAUACCAUUGCUAGCUUCAGUUUUGCAUAUCACGGACUAUGUCCGAUUGCAUAAAAGCGAGCCAAGACCCCGAAACGCCGAUGGAUCUGGCGGUUACUGUUUAUCGAUGAACGAGGGUCGUUGCAAUUUGCCAGGAGGAAGAGCUGUUGGUGGUAGCUCGGUGGUGAAUUUUAUGAUAUAUUCGAGAGGAUCGCCCGCGGAUUAUGACGCUUGGGCUGCACAAGGUAAUCCAGGAUGGAGUUAUCAGGAUGUGCUACCGUAUUUUAUCAAAUCGGAGAACUGCAAGCUUCUGGAUCAAGAUAUUAGAUACCAUGGCCGCGGAGGAUAUCUUGACGUGACGUCUCCGUCGUACGUGUCUCCUCUAAGAGAAUGUUUUCUCCAAGCUGGCGAAGAACUAGGAUAUGAUGUAAUUGAUUACAACAGCGACAGCCUUAUUGGCUUCUCUACGGUUCAGGUUCAUCUACGAAACGGACACAGGGUCAGUGCUAACAAAGCGUUCUUAAGACCUAUUCGACUCAGGAAGAAUUUGCAUCUUUCCAAAUUAUCAAAAGUAACAAAGAUCAUCGUCGAUCCAAAGACGAAAACAGCCAUGGGUGUAGAAUUCGUUAAGAAUGGCAAAGCACUGUUUGUCUCUGCCAAGAAGGAAAUAAUACUUUCAGCAGGUACCCUGAACUCGCCACAGUUGUUGAUGCUCUCGGGAAUAGGGCCGAAAAGUCAUCUCGAGUCUUUAGGUAUCCAUGUAAUCGAGGAUCUACCGGUUGGAUAUAAUCUUCAAGAUCACGUCAGCAUGUCGGCACUGACUUUUCUCGUAAACGAGAGCGUGACUAUAGUCGAACCUCGGCUAGCUUCGAAUCUAGCCAACACCGUUGACUAUUUCGUUAAAGGGACCGGGCCAUUGACGUUGCCCGGAGGAGCCGAGUGUCUCGCCUUUAUCGAUACGAAACAGGAUUAUCCAAAGAAUCUAGUCAAGAAGUUGCAAAUUAAUACUAGCAAUUUUCACAGUAAAACGCGCUCGAAGAGAUACAACGACAAGAGAGGUAACGUCUCUUUACCUCCGAAUAUAACUUCCAUCAAUGUAAAUUCGGAUUACUUGAAAGAUUAUCCACGCCCGACUUCGCGGGAUAACAAAGGGACAGAUGUUCCGGACAUUGAACUGGUUUUAGGUAUAAGCGCUCUAACCGGUGAUAUAUCGGGCAGUUACAGGGGACUUCUCGGUUUAACGGACGAAUUUUAUAAAGAAGUGUUUGCCGGUUACGAAGGUUUUGACGCCUUCUCCAUUGUCCCGGUACUCUUACAGCCAAAAAGUAGGGGAAGAAUUACCUUGAAAUCGUGUGAUCCACAUGACCGACCUAUUUUCGACAUAAAUUACUACGAUCACGAAGAUGAUCUCAGAACUAUGGUUCGAGGCAUUAAAAAGGCUAUAAAUGUUGCAUCGACUGAAGCCUUCAAACGUUUCAACGCGACGCUAUUACCAGUCGCGUUCCCAGGAUGCAAACACGUCUCGUUUGGUUCUGAUCUGUACUGGGCUUGCGUCUCGAGGCACGUGAGUACGACCCUAGGUCAUUUCGUAGGAACGUGCAAGAUGGGCCCAAGGAGGAACUCGGGUGUGGUGGAUCAUAGGUUACGAGUGCACGGGAUCAAUGGUCUCAGAGUUGUGGAUGCCAGUGUGAUACCUACUAUAAUAGCAGGUCAUACGAAUGCGCCUGCUUAUAUGAUCGCUGAAAAGGCUGCGGAUAUGAUGAAAGAAGACUGGGAAAUGUCGAAUUCCGCACGCAGAAUGUCGUUUAAUUAAAUAUUGGAAAAUGUAGGGAACAAAUUAGAAGCUAAAGAUCGUACAUCAACGCAUGUGUUUUCGUAUAAAUUUGCUUUCGUUGCUAUUCGUUCGAGUAUAGUGCUGCUACAGAAGCAACUGCCUGAUCUUUGCGCGAUUAUUUGUGUUAACCGUUGGACGACGAAGUUGGCUUAAUUCGGAAUUUACGUAUUGUUAUUCUAUCAAACUACGUAUAUGAACGAAUUCAUUUUUUAAGUAACUUUAGUCGUCACAUAGAUGGUUUAUCGCCAUAAAAUAAAAUAUUCGACGCUCGAUAGAAUGAUACAGCUUCCGCUGGAUGAGUGUCAAUACACGUCGAACAGCGAUUAACCAACUGUGAUAUAAAUAAAUACGAACCGGUUGGAGAAAAUGGAUUUGUCUUUGGUAGCGAUAUGUUCAUCUCUAUCUACACAAAUGCAGCGUAUUUACAAUGAAAGAAAACAUUUGAAUAAAUAUAGUUGUACAAUAAUAACGUCAUUAUAACUCGAUAAAACUGCGAAAGACCAUGAUAUCUUUCCAUCGUUGCUAUAAGCGACUGUGUAGCUCUUAUUCACAAAGUCAAUGAAAAA
This is a messenger RNA of Bombus impatiens (common eastern bumble bee), 3824 nucleotides long. Its product is annotated as glucose dehydrogenase [FAD, quinone]-like. The record is from RefSeq and is a predicted model, not a curated record. Bases 1174 to 3237 code for a protein of 687 amino acids. The transcript has 5 exons. NCBI's taxonomy places the organism in Eukaryota, Metazoa, Arthropoda, Insecta, Hymenoptera, Apidae. Gene Ontology annotation, molecular function: oxidoreductase activity, acting on CH-OH group of donors; flavin adenine dinucleotide binding.